Molecule: messenger RNA, 1341 nt
Organism: Debaryomyces fabryi
Lineage: Eukaryota; Fungi; Ascomycota; Pichiomycetes; Serinales; Debaryomycetaceae
Exons: 1
Coding region: 1-1341 (446 amino acids)
Cellular component (GO): cytoplasm
Molecular function (GO): ubiquitin protein ligase activity; zinc ion binding
Source: RefSeq, a predicted model, not a curated record
AUGAAUUCCAAAAGAGAAGACGAGGAGCCAGAUUCAUUGACGGCGGUUGAUUACAUCAAAUCGCGUGAUAAAUUGGAGAAAGAGGCGAGAGAAUUAAUGCCUUUCGACCCCAGCGAGUGCACGUAUGAAAAGGGUGAACUAAGACAGCCAAUUUUUGCUUGCAUUACGUGUUCUAAUGAAAAUAACGAGAAAAUUGGAGUCUGUUAUUCGUGUUCUAUUCAAUGUCAUUCGUCACACGAGCUUGUAGAGUUAUUUACGAAACGAAAUUUCGUCUGCGACUGUGGUACAACCAAGAUGUCAAAAACGAUUGAUGGCGGAUGCAAAUUGAGAUUAAAAAGAGAAGAGAACGAGCGCAGACCAUCAAUACCAAGGACGGGAUAUUCGACUAGUGGCCCAUCUAAGAGUCAUGAUAUAAGAAUGCCAGCGGAGGAUAUACCAUCACUGUCAAAUAUAUAUAACCAGAAUUUUCAGGGAUUAUUCUGCUCGUGUGAGAAGCCAUACAAUCCUCUUGAAGAAACAGGGAAUAUGAUUCAAUGCUAUUUUGGCUUUACGUGUGGUGAAGAUUGGUUUCACGAUGAAUGUAUCUUAGGAUACAAACCGGGUACUAUUCGCAAGCACAAUGAGACCAAACGACAUGAACAAGGGAAGAACUGUUUACAUAAAUUAUCUCCUCCAGGAGAGGAUGCGAGAGCAGAUAUAGAAGUUAAGCAAACACCCCCAAAGACAUAUUCGGUUCCUUACUUUCCAGAUCUAGAAGAAUUUGACCUGUUCAUUUGCUGGAAAUGUGUUAAAGAGUUUAGACAUAUUUUCAAAGAGAUCGAAAAUGAUAAGAAAGUCACUCUUACGAAAUUACCUCAUUUUAAUGGAGUUGAAUCAACGUCAGAUUGGAAAGAGCAAUAUGAAAAAGUGAUCGACAAAGAUUAUGAUGCCCCUAAAUCGAAGAAAAUUAAAAUUGAUCCAGAUCAUGAAGUUUCAUAUUCCAUAUUCUUACAGCCUGAUUUUAGAGACCGCUUACUAGAGAUCAAGAAUACCAUUUCACAUGAUUCGAAGCUUCAUGAAUUUUUAUGUAACAAUGAAUAUUUAUAUCUUGAUGAUCCAAUUUAUGAAUGCCCUGAAGAUAAUGAGGGUGAAAAUUCCACAACUGGAUCAUUAUAUGACCUAGGUACAGAUGCCCUUCUGUCAAUGCCUAGAGAUCAGGCUAUUGAAGGGCUCCAAGCAUAUGAAAAGAUCAGCUCUAAGUUGAAAGAAUUUUUUAAGCCAUUUGCUGAACAGGGGAAAGUGGUUACUGAAGAAGAAGUAAGAGAUUUUUUUAGUGAGAUACAGAAGAAAAAAGAUAAGUAA